Molecule: messenger RNA, 582 nt
Organism: Prorocentrum cordatum
Lineage: Eukaryota; Dinophyceae; Prorocentrales; Prorocentraceae
Source: the annotation of a GenBank genome assembly
AUGAUCUACCUGUCCAAGCAGGCCAAGGCGCAGGGCAACCGGGUAAUGGAGUGCGUUCUGAAGGUCCGUCGGGUAUUCGCGUAUUGCCUCUGGUGCUUCGAGAAGAGCGUGAAGUUCCUGAACAAAAACGCGUACAUCCAGAUCGCCCUGCUGGCCACCAACUUCUGCGUCUCCGCGAAGAACGCCUUCUGGCUGAUCGCCCGGAACGCCGUGCGCUUCGGCGUGCUAGGAUCCCUCGGCUUCAUCGUGCACCUCAUCGGCAAGUACCUCAUCAUGACAGCGACGGCUGUCCUCGGGUUCUUGAUCUUGGAGGAGAUGCACUCGGACGUCGCCGCAGUGCCCGUCGUGUGCGUCCUGGUGUACUGCGUCAUCGGCUACACCAUGGGGGUGCUGUUCAUGGACGUAUUCGGCCUCGCGGUGGAUGCGACACUGCAGUGCUUCAUCGCCACCGAGGAGAUGGGCAUAGACAACAGCUUCAUACGAGCGCUCAAGAAGUUCGUGACUGACACCGUCGAGUCAGGAGACAACCAGGAGGGCAAACACGAGUCGUGCUGCGCGUGCUGCGCCGGCUGCUGCUCCUGA